UUAGUGAAUCUUAAAAAAAAAAAAAAAUUGUUAAGUAAUUUCGACUUAAUAUUAUUCUAAGUAACAUUGUUAUAAUUCUCCGUCUCUUUUAGGUUGGCUGGUUGGUUUGUUCUCUAGGAAUUGUGGUUGUAAUUUACAGUUAAUUUUCUAACUUUAACAAAUGGGUUUAUUCAAAUUUGAUUGGUCGGUAUGUUUGUGGUCUAAAAAGGUGGGAUUUUUCUACUUAAUUUGAGUAGUGUAGGAUGGAUUCCCUUGUAUUCUUCAUAUGCCAUGAAGGUGUUUGACAAAUUGUCAAUGUGGAUACUUUUAAUCUGUUGCAAGAGGAGGAAAUGUUCCUUUCCAGGAGAAAAAAAUAUUAAAUGCUCUUCGAGGGAGACAACAUCUUGUGGUGAUUCUAUAUCUAGACGACUGCUCUCCUGUUUUGCUGCUUCAAUAAUGCUCGUCUCUCCACCAAACCUGAUUAAAGACUUAUUACGGUUAAAAGAUCAGGCUUUCGCUGCGGAACCCUCUGGCCACCGGAGCUUAUGCCAGAUUGCAGCUGCCGCAGACAAUGGUUCUACUCUAAAAGUGGAUACCAUGUUGGAAGAUGGAAGUAGGAUGCUUAUGAUGAGGGGUAUGACAGCUAAGAAUUUCGAUCCCAUCAGAUAUUCAGGAAGAUGGUUUGAAGUAGCUUCACUGAAACGCGGAUUUGCCGGCCAAGGGCAAGAAGACUGCCAUUGUACGCAGGGAGUCUAUACAUUUGAUGCGAAGAUCCCAGCUAUCCAGGUGGAUACAUUUUGUGUCCAUGGUGGCCCUAACGGAUAUAUUACUGGUAUAAGGGGAAGGGUUCAGUGCCUUUCUGAGGAGGAUAUGGAGAAAACUGUAACUGCUAUGGAGCGGCUGGAAACGAUUGAGGGAAAAUGUUACCUUCGUUUCCCAACACUACCGUUUAUACCUAAGGAACCCUAUGAUGUGAUUGCGACUGAUUAUGACAACUUCGCGCUUGUUUCUGGGGCUAAAGAUAAGAGCUUCAUUCAGAUUUAUUCAAGAACUCCCAAUCCAGGUCCAGAAUUUAUCGAGAAGUACAAAUCGUAUUUGGCAAUGUUAGGAUAUGACCCUAGUGAAAUCAAAGACACUCCGCAAGAUUGUGAGGUCAUGUCCUCUAGCCAGCUAGCUCUGAUGAUGUCGAUGCCCGGGAUGAACGCAGCUCUCACAAACCAGUUUCCCGAUUUGGAAUUAAAGGCACCGAUCGCACUUAAUCCGUUUACGAGCAUCUUCGACACAUUGAAAAAGCUUCUCGAGCUAUACUUUAAAUAGCUCACUAUGUGUACUAAUGUUGUGUAAAUUGUGUUGCUGCGCAAUCGCCUUUUCAGUGACGAAAGUUGCUCAAUGUAUGUAGAUAGUUACUCAAUGUAUGUAUUUGAUUUCAUUGUAGUUAUUCGUUUUCAUUCAAAAAUCUACCAUGAGAAUUUGAGAA
Ananas comosus (pineapple) is the source of this 1456-nucleotide messenger RNA. RefSeq names its product chloroplastic lipocalin. The transcript has 5 exons. The coding region runs from base 271 to 1296 and encodes 341 amino acids. Lineage: Eukaryota; Viridiplantae; Streptophyta; Magnoliopsida; Poales; Bromeliaceae. Gene Ontology annotation, molecular function: small molecule binding. The record is from RefSeq and is a predicted model, not a curated record.